Molecule: messenger RNA, 1607 nt
Organism: Impatiens glandulifera
Lineage: Eukaryota; Viridiplantae; Streptophyta; Magnoliopsida; Ericales; Balsaminaceae
Product: protein ASPARTIC PROTEASE IN GUARD CELL 1-like
Exons: 1
Coding region: 145-1605 (486 amino acids)
Biological process (GO): proteolysis
Molecular function (GO): aspartic-type endopeptidase activity
Source: RefSeq, a predicted model, not a curated record
GACAAAGUUGAGUGGUGUAUUUAAAUAAUUUAUAUAAAAGUUACUCUUUAACUGCACAUAGCCGUUGGCCCAUUCUCCAACCGCAUACUUUCCCAUUCCAUUUCCAUCUCCUCUCCUCUCCAGACCUUCCAUCACUCUACAACAAUGGCGGAUACAACUAUAUUCUUCUUCUUCACUCUCUUCUCUUUCAGCAGUUAUUUCACCCUAGUUCUCUCCCGAACCUUACUUCUUCAGAACUCCCAGACCACCACCACCACAGUCCUCCACGUCUCAGCCUCACUUCAAAAAACUACACAAACCUUUCCUCUCAAUCAAUCAGCUCUUCAGAAGCCGAAACCGACCUCAUCUUCUCUUUCUUUCGACCUACACUCUCGAUUCUCCAUCCACAGAGCUUCCCACAAUGUCGACUACAAGUCUCUCACCUUAACCAGGCUUCAACGAGACUCAAUUCGAGUCAAAUCACUACAAACUCGGCUAGAUCUAGCGGUUACAGGCCUCACUCAGUCCGAUCUAACACCUAUUCAGACUGAACUCGCCGCAGACAAGCUACAAACGCCGGUAAUUUCUGGAAUAAGUCAAGGAAGCGGCGAAUACUUCUCACGAAUCGGAAUCGGAAAACCGGCGAAAGAUGUAUAUAUGGUUUUAGAUACUGGAAGCGACGUUAACUGGAUGCAAUGUGCUCCAUGCGCAGAUUGUUACCAACAAUCUGACCCCAUCUUCGAGCCUACCUCUUCCUCAUCGUACUCGCCUCUUACUUGCGAUACUCGCCAGUGCAGAUCGCUCGACGUUUCAGAAUGCCGAAAUGAAACUUGUCUCUACCAGGUCUCAUACGGCGAUGGAUCUUACACAGUCGGUGAACUCGUGACGGAAACCGUCACUUUCGGGAAAUCGGAAGAGGUUAACAAGAUUGCAAUCGGUUGUGGACAUAAUAACGAAGGAUUGUUUAUCGGAGCCGCUGGAUUAAUCGGACUCGGCGGUGGUUCUCUAUCGUUUCCCUCUCAAAUCAACGCAUCUUCCUUCUCCUACUGUCUCGUCGAUCGUGAUUCCGAUUCCGUUUCAACUCUCGAAUUCAAUUCCGGAAUACCUCCUUCUGCAGUAACCGCUACGUUGCUUCGUAACACGAAACUCGACACGUUCUACUACGUUGAUUUGAUAGGGAUAACUGUCGCCGGUGUAAAUAUCUCAAUUGAAACUUCUGUUUUCAAGCUUGAGAGUAAUGGAAGUGGAGGAGUGAUUAUAGAUUCUGGAACGGCUGUGACGAGGUUGCAGACGGAGGCGUAUAAUGCAGUUCGAGAUGAGUUUGUGAAGAGGACGAAGGAGUUGGUUAGGGUAAAGGCGGUGGAAUUGUUUGAUACUUGUUACGAUUUGUCGUCUAUGAAGAUCGUGGAUGUGCCGAAGAUUGGAUUCAGAUUCUCGAACGGGAAGGUGUUAUCGUUACCGGCGAAGAAUUACUUAAUACCUGUAGAUUCGGCGGGGACGUUUUGCUUUGCAUUUGCUCCGACGUCGUCGACGGUAGCGAUAAUUGGGAACGUGCAACAGCAAGGGAUACGUGUGAGUUUUGACCUGGUUAACUCUCUGGUUGGGUUCUCGCCCAGUAUAUGUUGAAA